Callithrix jacchus (white-tufted-ear marmoset) is the source of this 1405-nucleotide messenger RNA. The record is from RefSeq and is a predicted model, not a curated record. Lineage: Eukaryota; Metazoa; Chordata; Mammalia; Primates; Cebidae.
CAGAGCAGACCCCGCCCGGCUAGGAGGAGGGAGGGUGAGUUGGGGGGAGACCCGGCCCCCAAGGGGCGGGCGCCGGGCAGGGCCCCGCGGGCGGCCGAGGGUUGGGCCGGACUCCCGGCCCCCCACCGGGGGCCGGCUGACAGGGGGAGGAGCCCGCUGGGAGGGCCGGGGUCUCGGGCUGGGGAGCCGGGCCGGGAGUGCAGCGCAGCGAGGCGCACCGCGGCCGCGCCCCGGGAGGGCUGUUCGGGCCAGCGCCCGCCGGCUCCUCGGUGCUGACGGCGCCUGGCUGGGGCGGGGUGGGGGACUUCGCAGGCCGUCAUUGUCGACAUGCUGCUGGAGGAGGUCUGCGCCGGCGACCGGCUGAGUGGGGCCGCGGCCCGGGGCGACGUGCAGGAGGUGCGCCGCCUUCUGCAUCGCGAGCUGGUGCAUCCCGACGCCCUCAACCGCUUUGGCAAGACGGCGCUGCAGGUCAUGAUGUUUGGCAGCACCACCAUUGCCCUGGAGCUGCUGAAGCAAGGUGCCAGCCCCAAUGUCCAGGACACCUCUGGUACCAGUCCAAUCCAUGACGCAGCCCGCACUGGAUUCCUGGAUACCCUGAAGGUCCUAGUGGAGCAUGGGGCUGAUGUCAACGCGCCUGAUGGCACCGGGGCACUUCCCAUUCAUCUGGCGGUGCAAGAAGGUCACACUGCUGUAGUCAACUUUCUGGCGGCUGAAUCUGAUCUCCAUCGCAGGGAUGCCAGGGGGCUCACACCCCUGGAGCUGGCACUGCAGAGAGGGGCUCAGGACCUCGUGGACAUCCUGCAGGGGCACAUGGUGGCCCCGCUGUGAUCUGGGGUCACUCUCUCUAGCAAGAGGACCCCAUGGGGUUAUAUAUCAGGAGAGAGGGGAAGAAACACUUUCUCUUCUUGUUUCUCCUGCCCACUGCCGCAGCAGGGGAGGAGCACCAGUUUGUGGCUUAUAGGUGUUGGUUUUGGGUGUGUGUGUGUGUGUGUGUUUGGGGGACGUUUCUCAUUUGUUUUUCUCACCCCUUUUGGUGUGUUGGACAGAGAAGGGCUCCGCAGUCCACAGCCACCUAAACGGUUCAGUUUCUUCUGUGCCUCAGACAAGGCAAGGGCCGAGCAUUUAAGAGUGAGGUCGUCAUUUCCAGAGCUCCUGGAACCUGGUGACCUUGGCCAGCUGUGCUCAGAGACCUGAAGUGACGUUGCUUCAGGCAUGGGGGUGGGAGAGCGUCCUAAAUCAAUAAGAAGGUAGCAUGAGUUUAUAUUCUGUUGGAAGCUUGUUUUCCAGUCUCUUGUACAGCGUUUUAAAAGAAAUGGAUUCUAUUUAUUAUGCUUUAUUGGAAAAAAUGUUGUGUGUAAUAAUUUAAUGUUUUUACCCAUUAAAUUAAGAUUUGUGCAUGAUCACA